AUGUUAGAAAAACCAACUCUGACUUGCAUUUUUAUCUUCUCCAUUGCUUUCUUGUUGAGUUUCAGUUUGAGUAUUGCUCAACCUCAAACCGGCUUACAAACUUACCUUGUCCGUGUAAAUAAGCCCGAAGCCCAAGUUGUGUCUAAUUCAGAUGAUCUAGAAAGCUACUAUAACUCAUUUUUACCAAUAGCGACUGCUGGCUCAGAGGAGCCAUCACGCAUUAUUCACUCAUAUCACCAUGUGGCUACUGGCUUUGCAGCUAGAUUGUCAGCUGAGGAGGUAAAAGAAAUGGAAAAGAAAGAUGGUUUUGUGUCGGCGAGGGUUGAGAAGAUUUUGGCUUUGCAUACAACACAUACUCCAAACUUCUUGGGGUUGUACCAAAAUAUGGGGUUUUGGCAAGAGUCAAAUUAUGGUAAGGGUGUGAUCAUUGGGCUUCUGGACACUGGGAUUAAUCCAGGACAUCCAUCUUUUAGUGAUGAUAACAUGCCACCUCCACCAAAAAAGUGGAAAGGGAAAUGUGAAUUUACAGGAAACAUAACGUGUAACAAGAAGCUCAUUGGUGCGAGGAAUUUUGUGAGCGGUUCAACUGAUCCACCAUAUGAAGAAGGAGGCCAUGGAACACUUACUUCAAGCGUAGCAGCUGGAAACUUUGUUGACGAUGCAAAUGUGUUUGGCAAUGCCAAUGGCACAGCAGCCGGCAUUGCCCCUCUUGCCCACAUUGCCAUGUACAAGGUGUGUUCAAACGUUGGUUGUUCAGAUGUUGACACAUUGGCUGCAAUCGAUGCUGCAAUAGAUGAUGGUGUUGAUUUGCUUUCUCUCUCCAUUGGUGGAUAUAAUGCUCCUUUUUAUGACGACGGUAUGGCCAUUGGCGCUUUUGCUGCAAUCCAAAAGGGUAUCUUCAUGAGCGCUUCAGCCGGUAAUGAUGGUCCACUCAGUGCUACCCUAUCAAAUGAGGCCCCUUGGAUUCUCACCGUUGGCGCUAGCACCCAUGAUAGAAAGAUAGUGGCAACAGCUGUGCUAGGGAAUGGACAAGAAUAUAACGGUGAAUCAGUUUUGCAGCCCACAGGCUUUCCUCAUGAUAUCUUAUUUCCCUUAGUAUACCCUGGCUUGUUAGAUCAAAAGGCUGCAUUAUGUUCAUCAGGAUCAUUGAAUAGCACUGAUGUCAAAGGCAAGGUUGUUGUGUGUGACAAAAGUGGCGGUAGUACAGCAAGACUUGAGAAAGGGCAAACAGUAAAGGAUGCAGGUGGUGUUGCCAUGAUUCUAAUCAAUCUAGAGAUUGACGGAGAUGGCACAUUAGCUUAUGUCGAUGUCCUUCCUACAACAAAUGUGGGUUACAAUGCAGGGGAAAUGAUUAAAGCGUACAUAAACUCAACCUCAACGCCUUUGGCAAGAAUCCUUUUCAAAGGCACAAAGAUAGGCUUUAAGAGUGCACCAUCUGUAAUAUCUUUUUCCUCCAGGGGUCCAAGCUUGGCAAGUCCAGGCAUAGUAAAACCAGACAUUAUCGGUCCUGGAGUGAACAUCCUUGCAGCAACGCACGUCUCAGUGGAGAACAAAACUGGCACCGAUUUGACAUUUAACAUUGUCUCAGGUACCUCAAUCUCCUGUCCUCACCUUAGUGGCAUUGCGGCUUUGCUUAAAAGUGCACAUCCUGAUUGGUCACCGGCUGCUAUUAAAUCUGCAAUGAUGACCACAGCUGAUCAAUCUAAUCUUGAAGGUCAGCCCAUCCUUGAUCACAGGAAUCAACCUGCUGAUGUUUUUGCCACUGGUUCUGGCCAUAUAAAUCCAUUAAAAGCAUGUAAUCCAGGACUUAUUUAUGACAUCCAACCGCAUAACUACAUCCAGUAUCUAUGCGGUCUUGGCUACACAGAUAAAGAGAUUGGGCUCGUCGUGCAACAAACUGGCAACUGCUCGCUACAAGUGAGCAUACCUGAGGCAGAACUGAACUAUCCUUCUUUCUCCAUUAUACUUGGACCACAGACGCAAAACUAUACAAGAACAGUCACAAAUGUUGGCGAUGCAAGCUCAACUUACGUUGUUAACAUCACUCGAAUUCAAGGAGUUUAUAUAGUUGUCGAGCCUACCACGCUUGUCUUCACCAAGGUGAACCAACAGGCAACUUAUUCAGUUUCCUUUUCCCAAACAGGUGGCAUCACCGGCCGUUCUGUACAAGGAGCUAUAUCAUGGAUCUCUAACAAAUAUGUUGUUAGAAGCCCAGUAUCUGUUAAAUUGGAAUAA
Messenger RNA from Nicotiana tabacum (common tobacco), 2235 nucleotides. Its product is annotated as subtilisin-like protease. The record is from RefSeq and is a predicted model, not a curated record. Gene Ontology annotation, molecular function: serine-type endopeptidase activity. Lineage: Eukaryota; Viridiplantae; Streptophyta; Magnoliopsida; Solanales; Solanaceae. Gene Ontology annotation, biological process: proteolysis.